Molecule: messenger RNA, 1302 nt
Organism: Cylindrotheca closterium
Lineage: Eukaryota; Bacillariophyta; Bacillariophyceae; Bacillariales; Bacillariaceae
Source: the annotation of a GenBank genome assembly
AUGGAAGAAGAUCUCUUACAAACCCUCGACAAAGUCGAAGCCAUGAUCGACGGCAUCGACGAAGACUCGGAGAUCAUUGAUGGUCCAGCAGAUCUGUCGCUUGGAUCUGAUGAUAUGGAUGACUCUGAAUUUCUCAACGAAUACAAAUCAACCUUCAACUUUAUUGAUUCUGAGCUAGAUGCACUUCGCUCCAGCAUGGAUGAUGUUAAUAUGUCCUCAUCAGCUAAUCAAGGUGAUAAGAAGGAUGAUGCGGAUGAUAGCAGUUAUUCAUCAUCGUCAGAUCGUUCCCCCUUUCAAAUGCCAACCAUUGAUGAGAUGUCCCUCAAUAUGGGAUUGGAAUCAUCAGAAAUCGAGAAGUCGCAGCGAGAGGAAGAAUUGGAAAUAGAAACCAAGAAGAUGGAAACGGAUAAAGAAUUUGAAAUGGAACAAGAGAUAGAAGAGAAGUCUGAACAAGUUGCUGAAGUGGAAACCGCCAAGGAUUACGAAACUCAAGAGAAGUCCGCUGUUGAAGCCACGAUUGCUGGCACUUCUCAAAGUUCAGUGGAACUAGAACCAAUCAAGCAGUCCUCAGAAGAGUCCUCUGCCAAUAUGCAGACCAUGCUUAAAAAAGAACCUCAAGUCAACUUUGAAGCCCGUCCUCAAGUUCCGCCUUUGGAUCAAACCAAGAACAAGCCUUCACAGCACUCUUUCCACUUGCUCACGACUCUGAUUUCCAUUGCCUUGGCCUUUUUGACGGGCCAGAGGUUUCCCAAGCAAGAUCUUGGUUGCUAUUCUCCUGCAAUGGAGGUUCCGGAUAUGGACGUGCUACUGCAACCUCCUCGAGACUUUCAAGCCUUUGAUUUGAACACCCUAAACAGCCACAAUAAUUUCCUUCCAGAGGCAGUCGAGAGCCUCUCUUUUGGCGAUAAAGCCGGCCACGCGGCAGCCAUACACGAAGCAUUAGAAGAGCAUAUGGUGGACUCGGAAAAUUACCACUUAUCUACUGUCCCCGAAAUCAAGACCGAAGAGGCCUUUUACGAGGAUAUUGAAUUAUAUUUCGAGGACACUGGGGAUGUGAACAUUGCAUUGGAAGACACCUACUUCGAGUUUGGGGAAGAGUUUGGGAAAAUUAGUUCCACCGAUUGGGCCACUCCUAAGCUAUUGGAAAUGAUGGAAUCCCAAGGCAUGGAGACUGUCUAUGUAAUAUAUGAAGAGCCAUAUGCCGACCAGAGCAUUAAUCUUCAUUUUGGUGUUGCUGAAUACGAUGGGCUAUUCAUUUCAAUGGAAAUGAUGCAUUUUAUUGAGCCCCUAUGUCUAUUGUAG